AUGGCAAUAAGCAAAGCUGAAACCUUACCUCAAGAAAUCAUAAUUGAUAUACUCUCCCUCCUGCCUACAAAAUUCAUAGGCCAAUUUCGGUGCGUAUCAAAGCAAUGGUGCAAUUUUUUGUCAGACCCAAAAUUCAUCAACGCUCACCUCAAUCUACAUUCACAUAAACAAGAAAAAAAACUCAUUUUCAUCUCUGAUUCUCAGGCUCUUCACAUUCUCACUUUUAACCCCCAAAGUGGCGCUGAUUCCAUUUCAAGAAACCUUCAUUUUCAAGGGCUAUCAAACAACUGGGUAAGACUUGUUGGCUCAUGUAAUGGCUUGGUAUUAGUAGUGAAUGACGAAAAUAUUAAAUUUUUAAUCAACCCCAUAACUUUAAAGUACCACAAAAUUCCAACUUUUGAUUUGGCUAUUCCAACGUCAGAUAGCUGUAGCGUGUAUGGUCUAGGAUAUGAUUUUGCUACUGAUGAUUUUAAGGUGGUUACACUUUCUCGAUAUCGAAGGCGUAUUGACAGUACAUUUGUUGAUGUCUACUCUCUGAGAAUGGGUGUAUGGAGGAGACUGGAGAGUUUACCUCAUCAUCGUGUUGUUCGUAUGCAUGCCUCUGGGGUUUUGGUGAAUGGGGCUUUGCAUUGGUUAGCUAGGAAAGCUCCUGAAUUUUCAUAUGCGAUUCUUGCUUUUGAUUUGAGUGAUGAGAAAUUCUUGGAGGUGCCAACACCUACUACUCUUGAUAACGAUAAUUUAUUAUUUAAUAAGUUUUUGGCUCUUAGAGGGUGUCUAUGUAUGUUAUAUGAUACACUAGAAAACAAAAUUUAUAUUUGGAUGAUGAGAGAGUAUCGAGUCGAGGAGUCUUGGACCAAAUUUAGAGUUGGUCGAAUGGAUUUAGAGCAUGGUUUGGUACCAUUUUGUACAAUUAGUGAUGAUGAUAUUGUAGUGAAUGUAGAUAGAGAUAAGUUGACUGUCUACAAUAUGAAAGAGGAUCAGUGGAGAUAUAUGAAGGUUGAUGGAAUAACUUCUAUGUUUGAAAGAACUGGAACUUUCACGGAAGUCUUUUUUCUCCUAUGUUUGGCAAGGGAAUUGAGGGUUACCAUAUUGCUUGAGCCUUGA
Messenger RNA from Capsicum annuum, 1104 nucleotides. RefSeq names its product F-box/kelch-repeat protein At3g06240-like. Bases 1 to 1104 code for a protein of 367 amino acids. Lineage: Eukaryota; Viridiplantae; Streptophyta; Magnoliopsida; Solanales; Solanaceae. Gene Ontology annotation, molecular function: protein binding. The record is from RefSeq and is a predicted model, not a curated record. The transcript has a single exon.